CUCAAACAUCAACACAUCUCUACUCCUUCCUUGACAUCGCACACGCGCACUAGCCCCCGACUACUUCCGGCGACACGCUGCAGCUCGGGUCGCUGAAGUUCCGACGCACUAUCGCUCGAAUAAUGUCAGCACGGACAAAGUCAUGGGUGAUGACGUUGACCUUCAGGCAUCUCCACACGUCGCUGGCCAAGGCCUGCAUGCCACACACACACACACACACGAAACACACGGGAGACAAGAAAGCCAUCUCUCUCUAUGUCUGACUGCGUGUUCUACUCUCUGUCUUCUGGCAGCGGCUGACCUGGAGCAGCACUUUGUGGGCAGCACACGCGGCCGCUUCGUUGGUCGAAAAGGUGCCGUGGCCACCCCGGCAGUUAAGGCGUAGGAUGGAGCUGAUGACCAUUCGGGCAUCGGGGGUCAGCUCAGCCUUUAGACACACGCACAGCACACAUGCCCACCUAGCUAUACAUAGAUCCGCUGUGUCGGUGCGCGUGUAUAGGUGUGGACCUGCCUGCAGCACGUGCAGCUUCUUGUUCCGCCCACUGAUGUGGCGCUGCUUGUCCUCCAGCCACUGCCACACAGACAGCAGACUGACUCGUCCAUGGCCACCCAUUCCUCACUGCACAGACCCUCUCUCCGACCCGUGCCGACCUUGGUCAUGUUGUCCAUCAGCUGAUUCGGGUCAGCGGUGCGCGUCUUGCCCCAAGAUCCUGCCCACACAGGCCCAUGCGCAACAUCACGACUAACGAUCAACAAAUGUAAUCACACCUCGUGCAUCUCACCGCGCACGAGGUCCUCUUGUGCCGGGAGGCACGUGGCCCCCUGACCCAACAACACCAGCCUCUUGCCCGCGUCGGCCAGCCUCCCUAUCGGCCAGGUCAGGUGGUGACAAUCGGCGAUCUGAGGCAUGCAAGGAAAGAGAUGGCCUCCGAGGUGGCUGGAUGUCUGUGUGUGCGCAUGUGGGCUUGUCACCAUGUCGUUGCAGUGGGCUUCCCACAGAGCUCUCACUUCCCCCCACUGAUCGUCACAGAGCUUCUCCGGAAAAUCGCCCUUCAUCACCACAACCACCUGCACGAACACACACCUACGCGCACACACCCGCAAGUAUGGACCGUCGGCGCAGCGCACCACUUCGGUCUGCGCGUCGCGGUCGUGCACAACGAACUCGGCGAUCUCUCGGAUGAUCUCCUCCAGCGGCCGGCAGAGGAACGUGUGACUUACCCAGUACCUAAAUGCAUCACUCACCAUACAUACACACAGACAUGCCUGCAGGCACUCACCACCCACCACCCCCCAGUCAGCUCAUCACUUGGGUGGUGGUGGGUCGUGUUGCCUGAAGAAGGCCCCCUCUUUGGCAAGGUAGCUGCACACCGGUCGAGGCCUCUUGGAAGUGUCCUUAAUCCGCAGGUCGAUCAGCCGUAUACCCAUCCGCAGCUGCUGCAGCACGUUCACACCCUGACACCGCCCCCACCUGGCGGGCAGGCCACUCACAAAAGGGAAUCUGUCUGCACCCGAGUCGUGGCUGCCUGGAAAGAAGAACCUCACACAACACACAAUCUGGACAUCAGCAUUUCCCUGCAUUGAUUGCACUCAAUGUAUUCAGUGGACUCACCGGGCGGCGCCAACUCCACUAGCGACUUAUCUCAGACCUCCUGAUGCGUCAUCCAGUCCUUCAGCGUCUCCUCCUCGCCGCCACUCGCCCACUCACCACCCCUUUGAGCGUUCGCGUGACGGCCACCCAUUCGCGCCAGAAGCCCGGAAGGCCUCCCUGCACUCAUACACACGGAUCUGCAUCCAUGUGCGUCUGUCUGUCUGUGUGCCUGCCUGCCUGUGAACCGGUGUCGGGGUGUCUUGUGCUGCCGCAGCACCAGGUGAGCGACAGAGAUGAGUCCGAUCAAAGGGAAAGGGUCUGCUGCGUGACGCCAGCACCACACGGGGGAGUGAUUGCAGCGGCCGAGCGAUGCUUGGGAUGAAUCAAUGGGCAUGGAGCAGGGAGGGAUGACCUGCAGACGAUGGAUACAUGGAUACAUGACCAUUGAAGACGAUGGAAGACGAUGGAUACAUGGAUAGAUCGUUGCACGCACGUGCCGUUUCGUGGAGGUUUGCUACCUCUUCCUUUCCUUCCCC
Vitrella brassicaformis is the source of this 2127-nucleotide messenger RNA. The record is from the annotation of a GenBank genome assembly. NCBI's taxonomy places the organism in Eukaryota, Vitrellaceae.